AUGGAAUGGAGCCAGUUGAUGAAUGAUGUGAAGAAGCCGAUUGUGGAGUUGUUGGACUAUGAAUCCAGGUAUACCUAUUUAUAUUCCAUCGCUCAAUUUGAUCAAUUAUCAUGCGUUCCAAAUUCAGAUGCAACCUAAGAACGUGCUCCAAAAGUGAUUGUGCACUCGUUGAUUCCUCGAAGUUCACAGCAGGAAACAUCACGAUCGAGGAAGUGAACAGUCGGAUGGACAAUGAGAAAGUGAGAAUUGGAAUCGAUAAAAGUAGAUUUACACAUUUUCAGACGAUCAUCCGUAUUAACAUCGACACAUUCACCAUUUGGUUCAUUGGAAAAAACGAGGUGACGAAGGUGGACAGAGCGUGGAACGGAGAGCUGAUGGAAUGGAGUGAGAGGAAGGGGGAGAACAGACGGGACGUGGCACGGAGACACAUUCAGAAGUACAUCGAGAAGUUCGGUAUAUUGGAAUCGAAGAUUAUUGCCAUCCGAUAUGUGAGUGACCUCAUUGUUCUCAUUCGCAUUGAUGUUUCAGUUGACGAUUGCUCCCUCCGAAAACUGGCAAUUGAAGUGUAAAGUGCUGGAACUGACGGAAGUAUUCCAAAAUGACAGAAGUUGGCUGAACAGAAUAGCUCCGAAUAAUGAGUUGAGAGAGAUUGUGAUAAACCGAUGGGACGGGCCCCCGUUACUAAUUCAACCGAGUAUUCUGAAUGUGACCGACACUCUGAGACUGAAUCUGGACUGUGACAUUACCGACGAGCAAUUGAAGCAGGUGAGGGCGGUCGAUCUGGCGCUCACGUCGCCGAACAUAACGGAGGGAGGAGCCAAGAGGAGUUUUGAGGUGAGGGAGUAAAUCGAGAAAGACUCGCAGCUGAAGUUUCAGCGUUUUCUGAAGUACGGCAAGGAAAACGAUGAGUUCCAUCUUCGUAUUCAGCUGCCGGCGAACUUCGAUUUUCUGAAAUUGCUCCCAAAAUCGGUGGUAUUCCGACGGCAAGCAGCUCAAAAUCCAGAUCUGCAGCACGAGCUCAAGUUAGUGACUGAUGUCUUCGUUUCAAAGAGAUUCACUUUCCAGGGGCAAAAUCAUCGGAGGCUUUUCGAAUGUGCACGGGCUGCAGAAUGUCCGUUUAUUCGCCUGUGCCGUGAACUUUGAUCACACUCACAUAAUGUGUCACAUUCCCAAAAAGAGCACUGCGCCACACGAACUCUAUCCGUUCGCCAACGAUUAUUGGAGAUGA
Messenger RNA from Caenorhabditis sp. 36 PRJEB53466, 1228 nucleotides. Lineage: Eukaryota; Metazoa; Nematoda; Chromadorea; Rhabditida; Rhabditidae. The record is from the annotation of a GenBank genome assembly.